This is a messenger RNA of Coniophora puteana RWD-64-598 SS2, 3121 nucleotides long. RefSeq lists its product as uncharacterized. The transcript is spliced from 5 exons. Gene Ontology annotation, biological process: positive regulation of transcription by RNA polymerase II; DNA-templated transcription. NCBI's taxonomy places the organism in Eukaryota, Fungi, Basidiomycota, Agaricomycetes, Boletales, Coniophoraceae. Gene Ontology annotation, molecular function: zinc ion binding; sequence-specific DNA binding; DNA-binding transcription factor activity, RNA polymerase II-specific. The record is from RefSeq and is a predicted model, not a curated record. The coding region runs from base 25 to 2865 and encodes 946 amino acids.
CCUGAUCUCAACCUCGACUCACCGAUGCACCCUACAGUCAAUAUGGACAAGCAGCAACAACAACAGCAGCAGCAGCCACAGCAACCACAGCAGCAACAAGCGCCGGCCAGACAGACUGGAAAAAAGCGACGAAACCCGGAUUCCAACGACGACGAUGCGGCAGGUUCGUCUGGGCAGAGGCGGCUGAGGCGGUCGCAUGAAGCUUGUGCACGCUGCAGGAGCAAGAAAAUUAAGUGCGACUCAAAACAUCCCAAGUGCACCGCUUGCGCUACUGCUGGCGUAGCAUGUCAACAAGAAGACCGACACAGACAGGUUCUCCAACCAAGGGGCCACGUCGAACACCUUGAACACCGUCUCAUCCAGUGUGAGGCCCUCCUCAAGCGUCGCAUCCCUGAAUUCGAUAUACAUAACGUAGACGAAUUCUGCCAUCGAGAGGGCAUCGAGGUCAACGGCCCUCCCCCUCCAGAUGCCACUGGCGUGUACCCUCCCUGGAUGGGCGCUCAAGCUGGUCCACCUUUCCCACAACAUCCCAAUGGCGGUCCUCCCCCGGCAAACCAUCAAAUGCCCAAAGGUCCCUACGGUCACCCCAUGAUGACCGCCGGAUAUCCUAUGAUGCACAUGCCUUAUCCUCCUCCACCUCCAGGGUCCCCGUACCCGCACAUGCAUAUGCCCAUGCAGGGUCCCCCGGGCCCAUAUCCCCCUCCCAUUCAUCCAGGCUUUCCACCGCCCGGCCCGCCGCCAGCACAAGCCGCUCCGCCCCCUGGUCCAACUCAAGCACCCGUUCCUGCGCAGCCACCGCUUGCUGACGUCAAGGGACAGGACCCUCCUACAUGGGACCUGGCAAACCCGCAGGGCCUCGCCAAGGGCUUCGGCGUAAACCCUAACAUUAUCAACGAGACCCAACUAAGUUCUCAUCAUGAUGCAGAGGAUCUCUCUGUAGGUUCCGACGGGCUGUCUUCGGGCCGUGACCGCCACCUCGCUUUGUCAUCGAUUCCUCGAGACUCGAACAAGUGGCUUACUGUUACUAUUGGGCGUCCGGCCACUGGUACACACCCUUCUGCUCCCACCCCCGCAAUUUGGUUACCUAAAGACCGCACAAUGCUUGACAAGAUUGUGGACAACUACUUUACUCGCUUGAAUAUCCACCGACCUCUUUUCUUCAGGGAAGACUUCGAGCGGAGACUUAAGGCAGUGUACGAUGGCGAAGCUGGCUCAUAUGAUCCGGGCUUUAUCUGUAGCAUGUACUUGAUCCUGGCUCUCGGGACACUCAGUGAACUUAACCAUCGUGCUUGCGCAAUAUCGCCAGAGAAGGACAAGAGCGAACCGGAUGACUCCUCCCCUAUCAUAGCGCGCAAGACACUUGGACCUGAUUGGCCAGACCAUGAGGAGUUGUUUGACCGUGCCUUGGUAGUCAAGCCCGCGCUUCGAGUGUCACUUUCGAGUCUUCAAGCUCUCAUAUUACUGCACUGGUAUCUCUACACUGAGCGACAAGGACGUUCGCUUUGGCGCCUAGUAGGCAGCUUGGUUCGCCUAGCCGUCGAGCUUAAUUUACAUCACGACCCGCUGCAAAACAAAUCGUUCACCGAGGAAGAAGCGCAGCUCAGGAUCCGCCUUUGGGGUAUCGUCAUGGUGCAUGACCGUGGAACAUCCAUUCUUCUUGGGCGUCCUCUCGCUAUUGCUCCUAGUGAUCAGAACACGCCACCGUCGACUAGGAGUGAACCUGGCGAUUUCUCAGACCAUUUCUUAUACUCUCACCCCAUUGCUGAGAUUCAGGCCGAUAUCAUCAAUUCAUUAUAUGCACCAACGCGACAGACGACGGACACGGUCAUGACGCAUGCUUCUAGGAUCAUCAAGCGUAUGGUCGGCUUCAGGCGUCAACUUCCAGAACAAUACAAGUUCUAUUUCGGCGGUACUGAGGAAUGGCCGUUGAUUGAACGCCAGAAACUCGUGCAUAAUAUCACUGCUGACGAAGGUCUCACCCUCCUCAAGUUCGGUAUUGCUCGGAUUCUUUUGUUGCGAGCUUUAUUCAGUCUUAGAGACCUGGAAUACAACCACCGUUAUAGGGCAUUGGUGGAUGCAAUUGUGACGUCUCACAAUAUCAUCAUUAUCCACAAUCAACUCAUUCAAUUCCCCGACAUCGCGUUCUUUGUCUCACCAAUCCCACUUCACAUCGCCGCAAUGGUUAUUCUAUACGGGCACAUGUCGCAUUGUGAACGGCUUUCGCGGCAGGUGAUGAUUGAGGAUGUCUGGAUGGCUCUCGAUAUGCUUCCUCGUUUCCGCUGGCGCUGGGACCGGAAGGACAUGAACGGCGUUCACCCAUUGAUCUCGAAACUUGCAGAGAUGGUACUUGAAGUCAAUUUACGCAGCGUUGAGCCGCCAAAGGACCCCGUACUUCUGUCGGAACUCGACUGGGACGAAGGAAUGCUAUCUUCGCCGUCCAUGGCACCCCAGUCCAUGCAUACUCAGAACACGCCACCCAUGCCUCCUACUUUCAAGGUUGAAUCAAGUCCAUACGCUCCACAGCCUCAACCAGGUUCGCAGGGCGGAACCCCCGGCAAGCCGAUGCCUGGAACACCCACCCUCCCGGGAGGUGGGGAGCGACUUGCAGAAAUUCCCGCGAACUUGUUUUACCCAUUCUACCCGGAAAAUCCUAUGGGUUCAAUCGGACCCAAUCAGUCUUCAAGUGCCUCUAGUACGCUCUCAAACGGCGAAAACAACGGAGGCAGCCAUGACUAUCAGCAACUGUUGGCUGCUGCUGCUGCACAACAAGAAGCCGGCUUCAGGUACCCACCGGAAGCGUACAUGCUGGAGGAGAGUACCUAUGACCCGUCUCAGUGGGACAAUAACGGAGAACGCAACGCGUAAUGAAGUCUGCGCGUUCAAUGAAGGUGUUUUGUUUGAGGGCUUCUUUUCACGUGGUUUAUCUGCUUUUGCUUCAAAUUGCUUGCUAUUUCAUCCAUCGUUUAUUCGCGUUUAUGCCUUAUGCCCUUUGCGCCUGUUCCCCCUUGUUGCGACGAGUUGUUUGCAUGCGAUCUUCCAUAUGCCGUGUCCUAUAGUAGCUGUACGAUGUAGCCUGGCGUAUAAAUAUAUCUAAUACGAAGGUUGGAAAGUGAGAUGAGCC